Vigna unguiculata (cowpea) is the source of this 2533-nucleotide messenger RNA. RefSeq lists its product as uncharacterized. The record is from RefSeq and is a predicted model, not a curated record. NCBI's taxonomy places the organism in Eukaryota, Viridiplantae, Streptophyta, Magnoliopsida, Fabales, Fabaceae.
AAUAGUAUUUGAGCUACAUUUCAACAUGAUUUUUUCUACACAGAUCGCACAAAAGAACUGACCACUGAUAUUAUCGAAGGGUUUGUUCCAUUGGUUGAGACGGCCUCAGUCAAGGAAAGACGUGUUCUGUGUUCUCAGCCUCACCUCACACACCUCCUUAAUAGCAUCGCUUCUUUCAUUCCUUCCGUUCCGUUUCAUCAUCUUCAUCAAACCACCAUAGCAUGAUCUCUUCCUUCGCAGACUCAGGAUCUCUCAUGUGGGGAAUGCAUCUGGAGUUUCAGUAGGAAUCCUUGAUCCUUUCAUUCUGUUGCACCAAAAAAAUUAUAUUUGAUGCUUAGAAAUAUAAGGAGAGCUUUUCGAUCUGUUCGUACUCACAAUAGCAGAUACCUGGAAGCGAGUAAAAAUGGGCCAAUUGUCGCAGUUGGACCGAAUAUCCACCACUGCCGGUUGUACGUGCAAUAUAAGUUUCCUGGUGAAGCACGCAGUGCAUUCUUGUGGCAUGGGACAAGGGAAGCCUUUCAUAAAUGCUGUUCUUUUAGGAAGUUUUCUGUAGCCUCAGCAAGCAAUACAGUCACACAUGAUUCUCAGAUUGCUUUGAAAAGGCUGUACAGAAAGUAUUGUUCCAGUGGUGAUGCUACACCUACCGUAAAUAUGAUUGCGCAGGCAGUGAGCUUGGCUUUAGCUCGUUCUUAUCUGUUAGUUCCUGGUAUUUUGGCAUUUACAAGUGGAGAGCUUGCAUUUGCACAGCGAAAUUGGGCAGAUGCAGAACGGUACCCAUCACAGAAUGCUUUGUACAUGCGUGCACAAGAUGGGUAUAAUUACAUGUUUACAUUUACAUUCAUAAUAGUUGAAGGACUUAUCUUAUUAGUGAGGGCACUCUAUCUAGCAAUAUUAUUCUCUCCUAGCAUUGUGAUGGCACCAUUUGCAGAUAGUUUUGGACCAAAGUUUAGGAAACUGUGGCUCCAUGUUGUUCAUCGCACACUAGAAAAAUCAGGGCCAGCAUUCAUAAAAUGGGGUCAGUGGGCAGCUACGCGGCCUGAUCUCUUUCCUCGAGAUUUAUGCACUAAGCUUUCGGAACUUCAUACUAAAGCUCCAGAGCAUAGUUUCAGCUACACAAAGAAAACUAUAGAAAAAGCAUUCGGUCGAAAAAUUUCUGAAAUUUUUGACAAUUUUGAAGAACUUCCUGUAGCAUCUGGAAGCAUCGCUCAAGUGCACCGUGCUUCUUUAAAAUAUCGUUAUCCUGGUCAGCAAGCAAAGCCACUGGUGGUUGCGGUAAAGGUUAGACAUCCUGGUGUGGGAGAGUCAAUCAGGCGGGAUUUUGCUAUCAUUAAUUUGGUGGCAAAAGUUUCAAAAUUCAUUCCUGCCCUUAAUUGGUUAAGAUUAGAUGAGAGUGUACAACAAUUUGCAGUUUUCAUGAUGUCUCAAGUUGACCUUGCGAGGGAAGCUGCCCAUUUGAGUCGCUUUAUUUAUAAUUUCCGUAGAUGGAAGGAUGUUUCUUUCCCCAAGCCUGUCUAUCCACUAGUGCACCCCGCUGUUUUGGUAGAAACAUAUGAGAAGGGUGAGAGUGUCGCGUAUUAUGUUGAUGAUCUUCAAGGACAUGAACGGCUUAAAUCUUCUCUUGCUCAUAUUGGGACUCACGCACUUCUGAAAAUGCUUCUGGUGGACAACUUCAUUCAUGCUGACAUGCAUCCUGGAAAUAUCCUUGUUCGAGUGGGUCAGAGCAAGUCGCGAAAACGGCUCUUCAAAUCAAAGCCUCAUGUAGUUUUCCUUGAUGUGGGCAUGACUGCCGAACUCUCUGGUAGUGAUAGAAUAAAUUUACUGGAAUUUUUUAAAGCUGUUGCGCGCCGAGAUGGUCGGACUGCUGCAGAAUGUGCCCUCAACUUGUCAAAGCAACAAAACUGUCCAAAUCCUGAUGCCUUCAUUGAGGAAGUGGAAGAAUCGUUUACUUUUUGGGGCACCCCAGAAGGUGACCUGGUUCAUCCUGCGGAGUGCAUGGAGCAAUUACUUGAGAAAGUUAGGCGUCACAGAGUUAAUAUUGAUGGCAAUGUUUGUACUGUCAUGGUGACAACCUUGGUUCUUGAGGGUUGGCAGCGAAAGCUUGAUCCUGGUUACAAUGUGAUGCAGACACUGCAGACGCUGUUACUUAGAGCUGAUUGGGCAAAAUCUCUUUCUUACACAAUUGACGGACUCAUGGCCCCUUGAGGAGGAAGUUUCUUUCUUUGUUGAGGCUCUUGAGAAACAAUUUUGACUAACAUAAAACCCUAAACAAACACAUCUGUCUUGAUGGCUCUCCCACAUUUUUUUGUUUUAUUUUAAUUUUUGAAAGUUUAUCCCCUGUAUUCAUCUUGGUUAAUUACCAAGUUAUUUUUGUUGUGAGCAUCAUAGUUUACCAGAAGAGUGGAAGUAGAAGUAAUAAAACGGUGAAUAUACGUUUAAUGCCCUCUGCAUAUUUCUUAUUAAAGUGAAAUGAACAAAAAGCUGGUCUUAAAUGGCGAGUUGAUACUCAAAUAACUAAUUUCUUAUUUUCUUAGUA